GUUUUGCCCCACCAUCAAAAUUCCCACAUCGACUUCCACAUCGACACCGACAUCGACAGCAGCUCAACGCUAUCGCCGAAGCCCGCUAGAUACCAUUGCCGCUUGCACCAAACUCGAGACUGCUCGAGACUGGAAUCUCACAUCGGAGAGAUCGGCCACGCACGACACAAAGCAGCACUUGACACGUAGAAAUCAUGGCGACCACGGUGGACAAGAUCAAGGAAAUCGAGGCCGAAGUACGUUGGCCGAGCUGCCAAUCCCCCUCCCCCAGCGGCCCCUACUCCCCGUUCGUUAGCAUGGAUCUAACCAGCCCUUCUGUUCAAACAGAUGGCCCGAACGCAAAAGAACAAGGCCACCUCGUACCAUCUCGGCCAGCUUAAAGCCAAGCUCGCCAAGUUGAAGCGCGAGCUUCUCACGCCGUCGGGCGGCGGCGGCGGUGGCGGGGCGGGCUUCGACGUGGCCCGGACGGGCGUCGCGAGUAUCGGCUUCAUCGGCUUCCCCUCGGUCGGCAAGUCGACGCUCAUGUCGCGCCUGACGGGCCAGCACUCCGAGGCGGCGGCCUACGAGUUCACCACGCUGACCAGCGUGCCGGGUCAGGUCAAGUACAACGGCGCGGCGCUGCAGAUGAUCGACCUGCCGGGAAUCAUCGAGGGCGCCAAGGACGGCAGGGGUCGGGGUAGGCAGGUCAUUGCCGUGGCCAAAACGUGCCACCUGAUUUUCAUCGUGCUUGACGUCAACAAGCCUCUGACGGAUAAGAGGAUCAUUGAGGCCGAGUUGGAAGGGUUUGGCAUCAGGAUCAACAAGGAGCCGCCCAACAUCACCUUCAGGAAGAAGGAUAAGGGCGGAUUGAAUAUCACGAGCACGGUGCCGUUGACGCAUAUCGACCAUGAUGAGAUCAAGGCGGUUAUGAGCGAGUACAAGAUUAGUUCGGCGGAUAUCGCUAUCCGGUGCGAUGCCACCAUCGAUGACUUGAUUGACGUUCUGGAAGCGAAGAGCCGCAGCUACAUACCCGUCAUUUACGUUCUCAACAAGAUUGACAGCAUCAGCAUCGAGGAGCUUGAUCUGCUCUAUCGUAUCCCCAACUCGGUACCCAUCAGCUCGGAACACGGGUGGAACAUUGAUGAGUUGAUGGAGGCCAUGUGGGAGAAGCUGAACUUGGUGCGUGUUUACACCAAGCCCAAGGGCAAGAUGCCGGAUUAUGAAUCACCGGUCGUGCUACGUUCGACAAGGUGCACUGUUGAAGAUUUUUGUAAUGCUAUCCAUCGGAGUAUUGUUGAACAGUUCAAGACUGCUAUCGUCUACGGCAAGUCGGUCAAGCACCAACCGCAGCGUGUGGGGCUCUCUCAUGAAUUGGCCGAUGAAGACAUAGGUAAGUGGCUCUUGCUCAAAGUACCGUGAUUGAAGCCCUGCAACUCGGGAUGCUGACCCGCUUGC
Molecule: messenger RNA, 1434 nt
Organism: Canariomyces notabilis
Lineage: Eukaryota; Fungi; Ascomycota; Sordariomycetes; Sordariales; Chaetomiaceae
Product: P-loop containing nucleoside triphosphate hydrolase protein
Exons: 5
Coding region: 328-1398 (356 amino acids)
Biological process (GO): cytoplasmic translation
Cellular component (GO): cytoplasm
Molecular function (GO): GTPase activity; GTP binding
Source: RefSeq, a predicted model, not a curated record